This is a messenger RNA of Candoia aspera, 8080 nucleotides long. It is a transcript of the gene SEMA5B, whose product is annotated as semaphorin 5B. The record is from RefSeq and is a predicted model, not a curated record. The transcript has 22 exons. The coding region runs from base 1 to 3405 and encodes 1134 amino acids. Gene Ontology annotation, molecular function: chemorepellent activity; semaphorin receptor binding. NCBI's taxonomy places the organism in Eukaryota, Metazoa, Chordata, Lepidosauria, Squamata, Candoiidae. Gene Ontology annotation, biological process: axon guidance; positive regulation of cell migration; semaphorin-plexin signaling pathway.
AUGGGCUAUAGAGUCCUGGCAGGGAGCCCUGCAGAACAGCAGUGUCUCAUUGUUCAUAUAACUGUCCCCAAUUCUUCUGAAGUUGAUGCUUUAGGACUUGAAUACCGUAUCUGCAGCACAUCUUCAAUCAUGGUUGUUUCAGGACCGAAGGCUGUUCUACUGUCAUUCCCAAGCCUUUUCCUUCUCACGUUUCACCUUUCUGCAGCACACGCGAUUCUUGAUUACACUGAAGACGAGAAGCAGUGUUCAAGAAGAGAGCACCCUAAGAUUUAUUUCGAAGAUUUGAAGCCCUGGGUUUCAAAUUUCACAUACUCUGGUGUACGGGACUUCUCUCAGCUUGCUCUAGAUGCCAAUAGGAAUCAACUAAUUGUUGGAGCCAGGAACUACCUCUUCAGACUUAGUCUACACAACGUUUCUCUUAUUCAGGCAACAGAAUGGGGUUCAGAUGAAGACACCAGGAGGUCUUGUCAAAGUAAGGGAAAAACUGAGGAGGAAUGCCAGAACUAUGUUCGUGUUCUCAUUGUUUAUGGCAAGAAGGUUUUCACCUGUGGCACAAAUGCUUUCUCACCAGUAUGUUCGAGCAGACAGGUAGGAAAUCUUAGCAAAAUAAUUGAAAAAAUAAAUGGGGUAGCUCGCUGCCCUUACGACCCUCGGCACAACUCGACAGCUGUGAUCACAUCCCAGGGCGAACUGUAUGCUGCGACAGUCAUUGAUUUUUCUGGCCGGGAUCCAGCCAUUUACCGCAGCCUUGGAAACAUCCCACCUCUUAGAACAGCACAGUACAAUUCUAAAUGGCUUAAUGAGCCCAACUUUAUUGCUGCCUAUGACAUUGGUUUGUUCACUUACUUCUUUUUCCGUGAGAACGCUGUAGAGCAUGACUGUGGAAAAACAGUCUAUUCUCGUGUGGCCAGAGUUUGUAAAAAUGACAUAGGGGGGAGAUUUUUGUUGGAAGAUACAUGGACGACUUUCAUGAAGGCUCGGCUGAACUGUUCCCGCUCUGGAGAAAUCCCUUUUUACUACAAUGAACUGCAAAGCACAUUUUAUCUUCCUGAACAAGAUAUGAUCUAUGGAGUAUUCACAACCAAUGUAAACAGUAUUGCUGCUUCAGCGGUGUGUGCCUUCAAUCUCAGUGCUAUUACGCAAGCCUUUAAUGGACCUUUCCGAUACCAGGAAAAUCCAAGAUCUGCAUGGCUGCCAACAAUCAACCCUAUUCCAAACUUUCAGUGUGGAAUACUGAACGAUGAUAGCCCCAAUGAAAAUCUGACAGAAAGGAUCCUGCAGGAUGCUCAGCGCUUGUUCCUAAUGAAUGAUGUGGUGCAACCGGUCUCUGUGGAUCCAUACGUUACUCAGGACAACAUCCGUUUUUCUAAACUGGUGGUUGACAUUGUUCAGGGCAAGGAUACUCUAUAUCACGUGAUGUACAUUGGGACAGAGCAUGGCACAAUUUUGAAGGCACUUUCUACUACUAAUAAGAGCCUGAGGAGUUGUUAUUUAGAGGAAAUGCAGAUUCUUCCCACCAGCCAAAAGGAGCCAAUCCAGAGUCUCCAAAUAUUGCACAGUGGCAGAUCGUUGUUUGUUGGUUUGAAUAAUGGAGUGCUAAAGAUUCCUCUGGAGAGAUGCUCAAUGUACAGAACAGAAGGGGAGUGCCUGGGUGCACGGGACCCCUAUUGCGGCUGGGAUAAGAAGCAAAAACGAUGCACAACCAUUGAAGACAGCUCCAAUAUGAGCCUCUGGACGCAAAAUAUUACUGAGUGCCCUGUGAAAAAUCUGAUGGUGCAUGGGCAGUUGGGGACCUGGUCUCCAUGGCAACCAUGUGAACACUCAGAUGGAGACAGUACAGGUUCCUGCACGUGCAGAUCCCGGUCAUGUAACAACCCUCAGCCUCGGUGUGGUGGACGUGACUGUGAAGGAGCCAGGAUAGAGAUUGCAAAUUGCUCAAGGAAUGGAGCUUGGACCCCAUGGUCGUCCUGGGCCCCCUGCAGCACUUCCUGUGGGAUUGGCUUUCAGGUCCGUCAGAGGUCAUGCAGCAACCCUGCUCCGCGAUACGGAGGCAGGGUCUGUGUCGGACAAAGCAGAGAGGAGCGAUUCUGCAAUGAGAACAGUCCAUGCCCAUUACCAAUCUUCUGGUCUUCGUGGGGGCCUUGGAAUAAAUGUAGUGCAAACUGUGGUGGAGGGAUGCACUCCAGGCAGAGGUCUUGUGAAAAUGGAAACUCUUGUCCAGGCUGCGCUGUGGAAUACAAAACCUGCAGCCCAGAGGCCUGCCCAGAGGUGCGGAGAAGUACACCGUGGACGCCUUGGACACCUACCAAUAUUACUCAAAGUGGGGCCCGCCAAGAGCAGCGCUUCCGUUACACCUGUCGUGCUCAGCUGGCUGAUCCCCAUGACCUACAGUUUGGCAGGAAGAAGACCGAGAGUCGUUUUUGCCCCAAUGAUGGCUCUGCAGUUUGCGACACGGAUUCUCUAGUCGAUGACCUUCUGAAAAGUGGCAAGACCUCUAUCCGAAUUAUCAAUGGUGGCUGGUCCUUUUGGGGGGGAUGGUCAUCUUGUACCCGGGAUUGUGAACUGGGCUUCAGAACCAGGAAGCGAAUGUGCACCAAUCCAGAACCCAAGAAUGGUGGUCUUCCUUGCAUAGGAUCUGCAAUGGAAUAUCAGGAUUGUAACCCACAUCCUUGCCCAGUGAAGGGCUCGUGGUCCUGCUGGACUCCUUGGUCUCAGUGCUCAGCAACAUGUGGAGGUGGACACUACCAGCGCACUCGGUCCUGCACCAACCCAGCACCAACUAAUGGGGAGGAUAUCUGCAUUGGGCUACACACAGAGGAAGCACUGUGCAAUACACACCCAUGUGAAGGAGGCUGGUCUGAAUGGUCUGAAUGGAGUUUAUGUAAUGAAGAUAGCAUCCAGUAUCGUAGCCGUUUCUGUGAAAUCCACAGCCCAGGAUCUGUUCAGUGUGCUGGGAAUAGCACACAGUACCAAGAAUGUCUGUACAAUGAGAUCCCUGUAAUCCUGCCAGCAUCAAGCAUUGAUGAGAGCACAAACUGUGGAGGUUUUAGCCUCAUCCACCUUAUUGCCACAGGAAUCUCCUGUUUCUUUGGCUCUAGCCUCUUAACCUUUGUGAUCUACGUUUACUGUCAGCGGUGCCAGAGGCAAUCUCAGGAGUCAACUGUUAUCCAUCCCACCACUCCCAAUCAUCUUCAUUACAAAGGCAACUCAACUCCCAAGAAUGAAAAAUACACACCUAUGGAAUUCAAGACACUGAACAAGAACAAUUUAAUACCAGAUGACAGGACCAACUUCUAUCCUUUGCAACAAACAAAUGUGUACACAACAACCUAUUAUCCCAGUACACUGAAUAAAUAUGAUUACAGGCCUGAGGCCUCUCCUGGAAGGACCUUUACUAAUAGCUGAUGAUGGACAGAUCUGCCCAAGAACUGAAUUACUUCCUAUAUGAUUUUUAUUUUUAAAAUUGAGUUUAUGGACCAAAUAUUGGCCCAGUCUAUAGAUGUAAAUAUUAUAAGUGGGCCUUUUAUUUUCUCUCUUAUCGGUGGUCUUACUUUCAAGUAGCACAUCUCCUUAAGUGGACCUUCUGCUUUUGGAUAAUGGGUGACCUGGUCUAGGAUAUUUGAGGAGUCUUCAGCUAGAGAUAGCAGAUACUGGUAUGGAUAUCACAGUUUGAGUUGCUCCUUUGUGUCUGAUACCAAGAUAAUCCUGGAACCAACCCUAAUGUGCUAAAUUUGUGUGGAAUGAUACGACUACCCAGUACAACUUCAAAAGUUCUGUGGACAUUGGAAGAGAAAUCCUAGCAAAGUGCUGAGACUUAUUCUUCAUAUGCCUACAGGUUAAUAGUAUUAGGAACGUUGUCAGACAGACUUGUGGAACACCAUUUUCAAGAGUUUGGCUUUUAAGCUUCAGGAUUGAUCAGUAUCAUCAGCAUUUUCUGUGACAUGGCAAAAUAUAUGCAACCUUUAAUGGAAAAAAUCCUGUCAGAUUUAUAAAACAAAUAUGAGAUAACUUCACACAAGAGAAAUGUUUUGAAACAUUUCUAAGCAAUGUAGUAAAACUUUAAGUUUGGGUACAUGAAGCAUGGGCUUUGGAUACACAAAAGAUGAUUUAUUCUCCUGGAGAAUAUGAAGAGAGUUGAAGCAGGAGCCAUGGAAGAUUCUGAGAGGAAAGAAACUCUUCUCUUUUAGCUUUGAUUCCAGGAGGUUCUUAAGACAGUGUUGGACUGAUGGCCCUCUGCCCUUGUUGAAAUUACCAGGCUUUGUGCUAAUGCUGAUUUUAUUUUUUAUAAUUUUUUAUUCACUUGAACAAAGAAAAGAAUAUUGAUUUCAGUUUGUCUCUAAAGAAUGUCUCCAUAGUGUAGCCUAACCCAGAAAGCCUAUGGCAAAGUCCUUUAGUGUCUUCCAGUCGGUACUACUUAAAAAGAGAGAGAAAUACAAUGUGCAUCAGUAGUUGCCAUUGUUUGCCAGUAUUGGAGCAAGAAACAAAACAAGUCUGCUCCAAUUAAAGUAAACUGGGGUCUGUAGCAUUUUGAAACAAUCCAGUCCAGCCUUGAAACAUUAUCUUUUAUGCUGCGUUAGACCGAUGCAGAAGCCAUUUCAUCUUGGGCUAGGUGAGUCUCUUGUUAAUGAUACCUUCUCAUCAUCUAAUGUAUAAACUCUUGGUGCUAAGCAGUGGAGAUGGCCACAAUAUAGAGCGUGUGAUAAAAAUGUAAGCCAGUUCCCACAUGAACUCUUACCUGUUUGCUGUUGCUGGGUUGACUAUGCUUUAAGCCAUUGGUUUCCAGUUCAGGUUGACUAGCAUUCAACACAUGGGCAGCUGCCGGUAGUACUUUUAUAAUAUCUUUUGGAGGAAUUCUCUGAAAGCGGGCGCAGUCUAGGCCCUUCAUCCAAGUGAGAAACACCGACUGGUAAGUGGCUCUAAAAUGACUCAGGAUGCUGUUUUAAGUGAGAAGACAGUCCAGUGCUGAUACCAGCAUGUCAUACUACCUUACAGAAUCAGAAGUCAUAAAACAAGGAUUAGUGCCUAAACUGUGAAAAACCCUGGCUGAGUGCCUGGGACAGAUUUUAGUGAUUCAGAUAGGAUGCCAGCUACGGAUCUUUCCGUUUGCUAACGAUGGAGAGAUUGGGCAGUCAAAUUGCUACAGGCUCCUAACCCAAGCUAGGCCCUUGUAGGAAGGUAUGUCAAGUUCCUGUGAGAGCAAGCAUAAAUUUCACCAGCAGAAGCUGCUGCUUGUGCAGAUCUGUAAUAAUUGGGACACUUGCUAUUAACUAAUUAACACUUGAGGUCUGUAAGAAAUUGUUGGAUCAAGACCAGAGUAAAGCAUUGUUUCAGACAGAGUUGCAUUUUUUUGCAAAAUGUAAUUCAUUUUGCAGCAGUAACUGAAAAUUAAGUAUUCCUUUUCCUGUUGUUUUGCUUGAUUUUUAUUUUUUGCCAUGAUGUAAUCCGGGUGGAUUUUUCAGCUACUUAAAGAGUAGAGUUUCAUUCUUCUUACUUAUUUUUUCUUCAGAUAUCAGAAAUCAUGGCAUGUUUCAGAGCAGGGAUAAUUUUAUAUAGUCUAUUUCAGUUCUUUCUUCCCAGGGACCCAAAUGUGAAAAAUGAUACCGUUUCAAAAAUAGGAACAACUGUUCUUAAAUCAGUUGCAUAUGCUCCUGAAAAAAGAAAAUGGAGGCAGUGGCCAAAAGGUAAUCAGAGCUAUUACCAUGCAGUGUCUGUUUGAGCGUACCAUUUUUUCUGGUCCACGUUAAUGCUCCCUAGAUCACAGGGAAGGCUAUUGACACUAAAAUUCUUCUAUCUCUGAUUCCAUUGUGCUUUAGGCCCAGGCUGCUGGUGUUCUUGGUGAUCAGCCCAUUCCAUGGUGGCUGGGGGGCGGGAGGCGGGGGCGGGGAUUGUCUAAACACUUGCUUUCCUACGUGCUACCUGUAAUACCAGCACAGAGGGGAUUUCAAGCAUUUUGCCAACAAGGUUCUCCCUAAAAGAAACAAAGUUCCAGUUCCUCGGUUUGACAACCAAGUCACCUUGCCUUUGAUAUGGCAAUAGUUCCAUGUGUUUUGAGGUGUACUUCAGUCAGUGAUGCAUCUCUUGCCACACGAGAAGAAAAACCACCCAGAGCAUUCCCACCACUACCAGAUCAUUCUUCAGUACUGCCCAGGAAGCUGCUUUGGAAUCUCAGGCAAGUCCUUAAUCCAGUUUAUGUAACACCUGGGAGUGAUAUGAAGUGAAAUUAAAUUUAAUUAAUUAAAUGCAAGCUUCUGGGAACUGGGUCUUAAUUUUCUUAUGGUCAAGCAUAAAGGAGAGGUUCACAAAGUCUACUAUUAAAAAACACUAGAAUGCAAGCCAAAUGGAUCAAAGCCUUCCCAUUUCUUAGACUUGUUAUUGCAGCCACCUAUUUGUGUGGCUUUAGGUAACGUCUGCAAAAUCUAACCAAGCAGCUGUGAAAACUAGUUAUUAAAACUGGUUAUAACUAGUAGUUAUUUCAGAGGGUUGUACUGAGUCCUAGUGAUAGGCUGAAGGGAAUGCCGCAGCCAUUUCAGAUUUUUAAAAGUGAGAUUUGAAACUUUUCAGUAAUUUUGAUCUUCACUUAAUAGUUUGUUUCCUUCAUUAUCUUUAGAGAGGAUUGGAAGAGGGGGUGAAUUUUCGUAUUUGGAUAGGACAGCUUAUUAACACCUUUGUAUUUCAUAAUUAACUUCUGUGAUCCUUUGGGUGUGAGAAAUUAUUGCUAUAUGUGUUUCAUUAUGGAUCAUUAUCUUAUUACAUUAGCUUUUAAUAGGUAAGGUUUUAGAGAUCUGGCAAUUUGCUAUUACACACUCUGGUUCAGCAAUUCCUUACAGGCAGCUAUAGAAACUUUCUUCCCAGAAGAGCUCAUUCAUUUAACGGGAAUUAACAGCUCCUGCUGCUGCUGCCAUCAUUUCAAGGAAGCCAUAUUUACAGGAGACUGUGAGUGCAUAUCUUGGGAAACAUUCCAGGUUCUGACUUAGAGCCAAAAGGUCCAGUGGGUCAAAGAAGGAAGAGCUGAUCAGCCUAUUACACGGUUGUCCUUCAACAGUGUCUCUGUGUUCCUGUGGUUUCCUUCAGUGUUGUCUGCUUCCAUCAUGAUAGGAAUACAGAGCAUGUUUACACUGAUAAAGCAACAAAGCUUCAUCACAACUCUGUGCCAACUGUGUACUACUCUGCUGUCUAUUUCUGCCAGGGAACCAAAAUGCAAUGUGGGUCAUUUGUGCUGCGUCUUCUCUAACUCGAGGAAAUACCGUCUCCUUUGCUGAACUGUCGCUGCACCAUUCUGAACUGCCCACUGGUCUAGAGACUGUAUGUUUCAGAGGUAGAUCCUGAACUGACUGCUGGGAGUUCAUUUGAAGCAUAUUGUUCUUAAGUAAAAUGCCUACUGUCAUGUGAUUAAAAGAAAAAGAAAAACUUGGAGAAGGAAAUGUCAUUCCAAGGGAGAACAUGUAUUUCCAUGACUCACCCACAUCUGAGAUACACAUGUAUACCUAUUGCCUUAUUAUUUUUUUUAGAGAAUGAUACAUUAAAUUAAGACCUAUAUAAGAAGUGGGAAUGAUUUGAGUCCUUUUCAAAGCGUAAUUUAGGACUGUAAUUUCCUAGCAUUAUGAAAUCUAUUGUGACAAAAAGAUCAUUCAGAGUUUAAUCUGUGUAAUCAUUACUCACACUGAAUGUGAAAUUUUCUUACCAUGCAAACUAUAAAUGCCAUGAAAUCCUCUUAUUCAAACACUGGUAAAUAUAUUGUUAUAUAUUUAUAACAGAAAUGUUAUAUAUUUACUGCUGAAUGUCUAAAAAUAAAUUUAGAAAAAAAUAAGAAAGAAAAAAACAGAAAACGGCAGCACUAGACUUUCCUGAUAGAGUUAAAGGAAAUCCCUCCCCAAAGAGAACAGCAGAUUUUAACAAAAACUUGAUUUUUCAUAGAUCAAUGAUGUUUUUCAUUGUUUAAUGAAAAUUGAGAAGUUGACUUUUUAACUAGAAAUGUUCAUCUUCCCCAACCCACAAAAAAUCCAUUCCUGUUCAGAAUGGCUAAGUAAACAAUGUUUGUAUUUGCUCAUACUUUAUGAAUAAACAGCCCAAAUUGACUAGU